CGUAGAACUGAUAAGAAAAUAGAAAUAGAUAAAUCAUAAACUCAAUUCGUAAGUUGUCAUGCGUUGAUAGGACGUAUUAAAUGUUAAAAUAACAUUCCAAUUUCCAUGAGAAUCAUUUCAGUAGCAAGGCUUUCAAGCAUUGUUUUUAACAGCACUAAAAGCGAAUUAAUUCUACGCACCAUGAGUAUUGACAUAGGAGGUAUGAGAAUAAAAUAUAAAGAUAAGGAUGAAACUUUCCUAGAAAAACAUUUGGUAUCAAAGGAACCUUUUGGACAAUUUGAUGCUUGGUUUAAAGAAGCUUGCAGUAAAAAAGAAAUUUUAGAACCAAAUGCAAUGUGCUUGGCUACAGCUACAAAGAAUGGAUACCCUUCAGCAAGAUUUGUGCUGUGUAAAGGUUAUGGAAAGGAGGGCUUUAAGUUCUUCACAAACUAUGGCAGUAGAACACAAGAAAUGGCGGAGAAUCCUAAUGUGGCAGCUACUUUUUACUGGGAAAUACUAAAUCGGUCCAUAAGAAUCGAAGGUUGUGUUGAAAAACUGUCAGAAGAGGAAUCAACAAAGUAUUUUCAUAGUCGACCAGUACCGAGUCAAAUAGCCGCUGCAACUAGUUAUCAAAGUACACCAAUAGAGUCCAGAGACAUAUUGUGUGAAAGAGAAAGUAUUUUAGAGAAGGAGUACUUGAUACCAGAAAAGGAAGUUCCAAAACCAAAGUUCUGGGGCGGUUAUAUUAUUCGUCCUACAUCAGUUGAAUUCUGGCAAGGACAAAGAGAUCGACUGCAUGAUAGAAUAAAGUUCCGGAAACUAAAGGAAGGUGAAGUACCCGAUGGAAAGUUACUUCAUCAGGGUGAAGACGGUUGGGUCUAUGAAAGACUUUCACCAUAAGAGGGUGUAAUAAUUAUUUAUUUUUUAUUAAGAUGAGGUAAUAUUGUUCUGUAAUUAAAUAAUGUCUUCCAUAUUAAAUAAUGUCUGCAAUAAACAGUGGUGUUAUGGGUCAUUGGUACAAAUUAUACAAUUACUAAUUA
Messenger RNA from Danaus plexippus (monarch butterfly), 1019 nucleotides. RefSeq names its product pyridoxine/pyridoxamine 5'-phosphate oxidase-like (gene Pnpo). Lineage: Eukaryota; Metazoa; Arthropoda; Insecta; Lepidoptera; Nymphalidae. The record is from RefSeq and is a predicted model, not a curated record. Gene Ontology annotation, biological process: pyridoxine biosynthetic process; pyridoxal 5'-phosphate biosynthetic process. Gene Ontology annotation, molecular function: FMN binding; pyridoxamine phosphate oxidase activity.